This is a messenger RNA of Aricia agestis (brown argus), 1848 nucleotides long. It is a transcript of the gene cpo, whose product is annotated as protein couch potato-like. The transcript is spliced from 10 exons. The record is from RefSeq and is a predicted model, not a curated record. Bases 834 to 1808 code for a protein of 324 amino acids. Lineage: Eukaryota; Metazoa; Arthropoda; Insecta; Lepidoptera; Lycaenidae. Gene Ontology annotation, molecular function: mRNA binding.
CGCGCAGAGGCAGCGUAUGUCAGUGCAGCCUUCCGCCGUACCGCGACCGACGCCGUGCCCGUAACUGGUGGUCGGAAAAUUGUGUAUGUGCGUUUUCCGACGAGAUCAGUGUUUGUGCUUGUGAGAUGUGCUGUUGUUUUCUAGGAUUGGAUCUGCAGAAAACCUCGCACCGAUGAAGACAGAUGUGCUCGAGCUUUGAUAUUAUCAAGAUACAGUUUAUUUUCCCGUUUACGAUAAAACAGUUUUGUAGUCAAUUACAUACGGAACCCGCGCGUGCGCCGCCGUCGACACCGCGCUAGAGCCCGCGCCCCCCGCGCGUCCCCCUCGCCCCCGCGUCCCUCGCGUCUCCUGUCGCCGCCGCUGUCAGUGCUCGCCGGAGUCGCGUGACUCGGCCGGCACGCCCCGAUACAGCCGUGGAUAACCUCGGCCAGAGCCCCCUCCCGGUGAAGAGGCUGCACGAAGCGCUCCAGAGUGCGCAGGUGAAGCGCCAGCGCCUGUCCCCCCCGUACCCCGCUCCGCCCGCGCCCCUCCACCCCAUCCACCAGCUCGCCGUGCACCAGCACAUCAAGGUGCAGCAGAGCAUAGUGCAGCAGAGCAUCGUGCAGCAGCACCAGCUGAACCUGGCGCACCAGUCGCUGCAGAACCUGCAAGCGCAGAGUCUGCAGGCGGCGCAGCAGAGUCUGCAGGCGGCGCAGAGCUUGCAGGCGCAGGGGCUGCAGGCGCAGAGCCCCGUGACGAGCGGCGCGGGUGGGACGCCGACGUCGGUGACGCAGGGCACGCUGGUGCCGCCGCAGCAGCAGUCGCCCCGGGCCGCGUCGCCGCAGCACAAGACCAUGGAGCUCGCGCUGUGCCAGAGCAUGGACUCCGUCAACACCGCCACCACAGAGGAAGAGGUGCGGACGUUGUUCGUCAGCGGACUGCCCAUGGAUGCGAAGCCUCGAGAAUUAUACCUGCUAUUCCGAGCAUAUGAGGGGUACGAGGGUUCGCUGUUGAAAGUAACGAGCAAGAAUGGGAAAACAGCAUCCCCAGUCGGAUUUGUUACGUUCCACACUCGUGCCGGCGCUGAAGCUGCAAAACAAGACCUUCAGCAGGGCGUCCGGUUCGACCCCGACAUGCCGCAAACGAUUCGGCUGGAGUUCGCUAAAAGCAACACGAAGGUCAGCAAGCCGAAGCCGGCCGUUGCCACAGCCGCGCCAGCUGCACACCCUGCAUUGAUGCACCCACUCACUGGACACUUAGCGAGUCCGUUCUUCCCCGGCGGGGGCGCGGAGCUGUGGCACCACCCUCUGGCUUACGGCGGGGAGCUCCAGACCCUGUCCCACGGGCUCGUCCAUCCGGCCAUCCAUCCGCAGAUGGCCCCCACACCACUGACGCUGGGCGCGUGCGUGCUGCCUGCGCCAGCGCUGGGCUCCCCGGGGGCGGCCGGUCCGCCGCAGCCGCACCCCGCGCACCCCGCCCACCCCACCCAUACCGGCCACCCUGCCCAUCCGGCGCCGCCCUGCUCCACGCUCUUUGUCGCCAACCUCGGCCAGUUCGUCUCCGAGCACGAGCUUAAGGAGAUAUUCAGCAGCUGCGGGGGUUUCUCGCGGCUGCGGCUGCUGACCGGCGGGGGCUCCGGGCCGGUCGCCUUCGUGGAGUUCGCGACCCCCGGCGACGCCGCCGCCGCCCUCGCGCGCCUCCAGGGCGCCCUGCUCCUCAGCUCCGAGGGCGCCAUCCACCUCGAAUACGCCCGCCACAAGUUGGCACACAACGGCUGGAUACUCGCACACGAAGGAGCCAAAGGCGGAGAAGAGGGCGAGCAGCAUUAGUUCGUUCGUGGCACUCGGCACUUGACAACCAGCUAACUGA